Molecule: messenger RNA, 3045 nt
Organism: Lucilia sericata (common green bottle fly)
Lineage: Eukaryota; Metazoa; Arthropoda; Insecta; Diptera; Calliphoridae
Product: glutamic acid-rich protein-like
Exons: 1
Coding region: 1-3045 (1014 amino acids)
Source: RefSeq, a predicted model, not a curated record
AUGGCGGCUGAGCGGAAAUCUUUACGCAAAAGGUAUUUAAGAGAACUUAAGGUGCAAAGAGCGAUAAAGUAUAGAGCUAAAAAGAAAGCAAAGAAAGAACCUUUGAUUAUAAAGAAAUUAAGAAUGAAAAUAGAGGAAAAGCAGAAGGAACUGGAGAAUUUAGAAGAGCAGGAGAUUUUUAUGAGAAGACAAAUCAAAUAUUUUAAAGAAAAUAUGCAGGCUUUAGACUUACGGAGUUUAAAGAAAGAAAUAAGAAAAAUUAAAAGAAAAUGGUUGAUUUUGAAGAGAUUGCAAUCUAGCGAAAUUAAGGAAACAAAUGGAAUUAUAAAUUAUCAAGAUAAAUAUAGAAAUAAAAUGAUGAGAUAUAGGAAAAGAAAACCAAGAAUUAAAACUUUAAAGAGUAAUAGAGCGCCCUCUCAGCAAAGUAUUAAAGAGUCUAGUUUAGAGCGCACAAAAUUAGGACAUAAAAAGAGAGAGUUAAAGAGUAAAGAUUCUAAGAGAAUGGUGUUAAAGAAAAGAUCGAUUAGCAAAAUUAAGAAAAUAUCUAAAGAUUUAAAAAGAACUGAAUUGAGUUCAACACCCUCUGAAGUAACUAAAAGUGGCAUAGGAGAGACAUCAACUGAUGAUCUUAGAGAAAGAGGAAUAAAACAGAAACAAUUCAAGAGUAAAAAGCUUAAAGCUUUACAAUUAACUAAAACAUCUGCGAGCGAAAUUGAUGUUAAAGUUGAAGAUGAGAGAGCAAGUAUUUUACAAAACAAAUUUGACAUACCUAAGGACUACCGAACAUCGGAAGUUUCGGAAAUCGAAAUGUAUAAGAAAGCGGAGUUUGGCAAAAGAAAAUCUUCUAAAGUUUAUAAAAGAAGAUCCAAAUCAAGCAGCAUAUUUACAAAACCAGCUAAACAAACUAGUGAAAGUGCAAUGGAAAAUCUUAUGGAGGGAUUUAAAGAAAUCACACAUGCAAGGAAACCUAUAGAACCCCAACCAAUAGGUGAUAAGAAAGAAGAGAGUGAAGAUACGAAACGAUCUUCAAGAGGUCUGACAAAACGUUCUCUUAAACGUAAGAGCAAACUUAAACGAAGUCACUCUUCAUAUGGAGAUUAUAAAACUCCUCCUACAACUACCACUACCACAACAGAAAGUAAUGAAAGUGAGGUUCCAGGUCUGGAAGUUAAGAGAUCCUUAAGCAAAAACAAAGCAAAACAAAAGAAAAACUCCAAAGCUAAAAGUUCAAAACAUGCGUCUUCAGAAAGCGAAAAUCUAAAAGAAAGUUUUGAGGCAGACAUGAUGGAACUUUCUGAACAAUAUCCCAAAAAGUUUAAAGAAAAUGAUGUGGUAAGAGUUAAACGUUUAUCUUUGCGUUUAGAUGAGCUGAGAAAUAGAUACAAUCAACUUAAGCCUAGAAGAAAACUAAAGUGGCAUUUUUAUCGGAAACCAGUAGAUGAAAGAACUUUACAAUCAAUAUCUGUGCCCAAAGGUCUAAAAAGAUUAAUAUUUAAGCCGAGAAAUCUGCAAAGACAAUCCGAUGAUUUAGAAACAGAACAAGAAGAGCAAGAACUAGACAAAGUUUCGGAAACAUCUGCUAUUAAGGAAGAAGUCGAGGCAAUGUAUGAACUUAAAUCCCCAAUUUCUUUAUAUAAAAUUAAAGAAGAUAAAAUUGUGCCUAUUGCACCGAGAAUUAGAAAACUACCCUCGAUGGAACAGGAUAAUACUACCCAUACCUUAAUAAAAACUGAGAAAGCUGUUAAUAAAGAGAAACUAACGCGAAAAGCUGUUACUAUAAUGGAAAGUAAAGAGGAGCCGGAAGUGCCAAAAAAGGAAACAGAAGCAGCUGCAGAUUUUGUAGGCGAGAAAGAACUGGAAACUCAAGUUUUAUUCCCUGCUAAAGCUAAAGAAGACAAAACUAAACCCUCUCUAGACACUUCUCAAAGAAAGUCUACCAAAGCUAGAAAACCUUCUAACAUAUAUGAUGAACAGUUUUUUCAAAAACAUGUUAAAGCUAAAAAGAAACCGAAAACCCAGAAGCGACAAUCUGAAAUUCCCAGAAAAACCUUUACACAAAUCGAAAGUGAUGAAGAUCUAGAGGAACAAGAACAGGAACAAGAAAUCCAUGAAGAACAAAAACCUACCGCCGUAAUUUCUUUAUAUAAACUGAAAGAUAAACAAAUUAUACCUUAUUUACCUCCUGCUAAGCCCUUUACACCAAUACCACCACCGACACCACGCCCCAAACCCAAAAGAACCUCUUCCGUUUAUGAUGAGAAAUUUUUCCAAAAUUUGGUUAGAACUCAAAGAGCCACCAUCACUGAGAAGCUGCUAGUUCAAAGGAAAAAACAACAAGAGUUAGAAAAGGAAAAGGCCGAAAGAGAAGAAGAGGAAGCUAGAGAGUAUUAUAGAAAAUCUCGGGCUAAUCUUUAUCGCAGACGUAGUACUAGUCUAUCGGAAAGUACUAAAAUGGAUAAUCUAAUAAAAACCGCUAUGAAAAGUAAUUAUAAUCUGGCCGAAGUAAUACCCACAAAUGUACCCAUAGUUGAUGAAAAUGUAUUAAAAAAUAUUCAUAAAAGUCAUAAGAUCGGUAUCAAAGAUAUAUUAUCCUCAACCGAUUCCGACUGGUCUUCACUACUGAAAGUCUCACAGGUUAAUUUGAAAGUGGAGUCACCUUUAAAUGUAGCACUUUUGCCCACAACUUCAGCUAAUAUAUUGGAAUCAGCGGAGAAAGUAAAACCUGAAACUGCAACUUCAAUUGAAGAAGUUGAAAUGGUUGCUGCUCCAAAAUCUGUACAAGAAGUACAAUUCGAUACUUUAUCAUUUGAUGAAUUGGUAAAUGUGGAAGAUUUAAUUAAAACUACUCUGGCCAGACAAGCCGCAGAAGAUAGGAAACUUUUGGCAAAGCCUAAAAGAAAAAAUAAAUCUAAAAAGAUAAAGGAGAUAGUAGAACAGAAACCAUCUUCUGCAGAAACUGAAGAAUUAAGGAUUGUAUGCAGUAGUUGUGGCAUGACUAGUUUGCAACCUGGUGGUCCUUGUUGUCCUUUAAUAUUAAAAAAAUAA